Molecule: messenger RNA, 2112 nt
Organism: Anopheles marshallii
Lineage: Eukaryota; Metazoa; Arthropoda; Insecta; Diptera; Culicidae
Gene: HBS1
Product: protein HBS1
Exons: 6
Coding region: 1-2112 (703 amino acids)
Biological process (GO): translation
Molecular function (GO): GTPase activity; GTP binding
Source: RefSeq, a predicted model, not a curated record
AUGUCCCGUCAUCGGAAUGUACGCAACGCAGUAUACGAUGAUUAUGAUGAUGAUGAUUAUCCGUACGGACAUUCGGUGGAGGAUGAGUGUAUCUCUCCAACCGAUGCCCAGCAAUGGAUCUACGACCGUGCCAAAGGUCAACAGAGUAUGUCCGAAUUUCUUGCCAACAAUCGCGACAUCGAAGAAGAAGAUGACGACGAACUGGCGGCGGAAAAUGUUCGCGAAGGUACCGCUCACAAGAGGCGCGACUCGGAGUGCUUCCAGAUGCCUGACCUGAACGACGAUGACCGUGCACGGUUGCUGUCGUGUAUGGAUGAAAUUCGUGACAUUGUCGGCGAAACGUGUAGCGACCGUCAGAUGGUGGAAGCAAUCAUGAAGCAUGAUUACGACUGUAGCAAAGCGCUGGACGAGAUACUGAACAGCAACAAGACACCGCCGGCGCUAGUCGCAAAAUCGGGCAGCAAACUAGCGGCUGAUACGAUGGAAAAAGGCAUUGGUGAACGAUUGCUGGAACGGUCGGAAAAGAAGCUUCAAACUCACAACGUACCGACCAUUAUCGCAACGCCUUCUGUCGACGCUCAGCAGCAUGUUCGGCCCGUGAGCGAUGUAGCGACGACCGUUGUAAUAACUCCGAGUCCAUCGGUGGCUAAAAAGACGCUCGCCUUCGAAGUGAACAGUCCCCGCGUACAAUCACCCUGUGUGUCCGGACGCAACACGCCCGAAAUAACUGACGAAACCCGACAGCAGCAACAAUUUCCGAGCAAGUCCACCCCGAAGGAACCGUCGAGAAACGCGAAGGAACUGUUCAGCAAGGAACGUGGCUCGAGGAAGGAUCACAUCCAUAUGGUGGUGAUUGGCCAUGUGGAUGCGGGCAAAAGUACGCUGAUGGGCCAUCUGUUGUAUGAUACUGGGAAUGUUUCGCAGCGCGUCAUGCACAAGCACGAGCAGGAAAGCAAAAAGUUGGGCAAGUCCAGCUUCAUGUAUGCCUGGGUGCUGGACGAAACGGGUGAGGAGCGAGAGCGAGGCAUUACGAUGGAUGUGGGAAGUACGCGAUUCGAAACCGCAACAAAAGAGAUAACGCUACUGGAUGCUCCUGGCCAUAAGGACUUCAUUCCGAACAUGAUAUCGGGAGCAAAUCAGGCAGAUGUGGCCUUGCUGGUGGUGGAUGCUACACGUGGAGAAUUUGAAACCGGUUUCGAGCAGGGUGGUCAAACGCGAGAGCACGCACUGCUGGUACGUUCGCUUGGCGUCAGUCAGCUCGGUGUGGUCGUCAAUAAGUUGGACACGGUCGGCUGGUCAAAGGAGAGAUUCGACGAGAUAGUGAACAAAUUGAAGGUGUUCCUUAAACAGGCUGGAUUCCGCGAUGCGGACGUUACCUAUGUUCCCUGCUCGGGGCUAACGGGAGAGAAUUUGGUUAAAGAUCCAACGGAUCUCGGGUUGACCCAGUGGUACGUUGGUCCGACACUUUUGAACGUAAUUGACACUUUCAAAACACCAGAACGCGCUAUCGAUAAACCGUUUCGUCUGUCGGUGGCGGAUAUAUUUAAAGGCACCGGAUCGGGAUUUUGUCUCUGCGGCCGCAUCGAGUCCGGUAUGGUGUGCGUAAAUGACAAAUUGUUGGUGUGUCCGACCAAGGAGCAGGCCGUGGUGAAGAACAUCACGAUCGAUGAAUUACCUCACCAGACGGCUUUUGCCGGUGAUCAAGUAUCGCUAACGCUGGCCAACGUCGACAUCAAUAACAUCUCGGUUGGGUACAUACUGUCCGAUAUUUAUCAUCCCAUCCCGUUAGCUACCCGGCUACUCGCACGUAUCGUUGUGUUUAACAUUAAAGUACCGAUUACGAGAGGAUAUCCGGUGCUGCUGCAUCAUCAGUCGCUUAUCGAACCGGCCACGAUUCGCAAACUGAAGGCACAACUGCACAAGGGUACGGGUGAGGUGAUUAAGCGCAAUCCACGCUGCUUGGGCAACAAUUCGUGCGCCUUGGUAGAGAUCGAAUUUCAGCGUCCGAUCGGCAUGGAGCGGUACGCGGACUUUAAGGAUCUGGGAAGAAUUAUGUUGCGCGUGGAGGGUGUUACGAUUGCUGCAGGGCUUGUAACGGAAAUUGUUAAGUGA